Dicrocoelium dendriticum is the source of this 7976-nucleotide messenger RNA. NCBI's taxonomy places the organism in Eukaryota, Metazoa, Platyhelminthes, Trematoda, Plagiorchiida, Dicrocoeliidae. The record is from the annotation of a GenBank genome assembly.
UGCAGCUUUGCAGGUCUAAUACUACCUGGACACGGAAGUCCUCGGAAUUCUCGAUCGGACUUAUACUACACCCUCGAUUGAAGCGAUGAGCAGUUUCCCAUCACGAGAGGAUAAGUCACUCAAAAAGAAGUGCUACUUUCCACCGGAUGUUUAUAAUCAGCGCGAAGAACAGAAAGAGGACCUUAUGACGGAGGAUUUUGUACGGGAUGGUUUUAAGUACAUGAAACCCGUUCGUGAUGAAUACGAUUCUUGUAAAAAAGAAAGUAAAUUUAUCAGCUCGGAAGCAGUUUGGAAGUUUCAUCACGACGUUCUGACCCGCAAGCACUCAUUUACUGGCGCUUUCGAUUUGCGAAAGAAGCAUUCGGGCCUCAGGGAUUCCAUAGUACCCAUCACUGACAGCAAUAAAAUUCAAGUUGGUGACUGGUUUAGAGAACUUGCCGGUGCGACACCUUUGCAUAAGUUGGGAAGACGUGUUCCUUAUUCUAAGGACAAAGAAGAAAUCUUAAAUGAGCUGUUAUCUAAUAGAGUCCCGAUAUCUCGUGCUGUUUGGCUGGUCAAUAUGAGCGUUGUUAACACCACUGCUCAUGCUGAGACUACCAAGCGAAAAUCGCGUUCUCCCUUUGAUCCGACGAGCGACUGGACUAGUACUGUUUGUCGUAUGCUGAAAAGGAUACUGGAAUCAAUAAAUACCGAACGUCAAGAUAUACCUUCGGACGGAGAUUGGGAGUACCUAUUUUCCUUCCUUAUCGCUCUGUACGACGCGGAUUUGGCCGACCAUUGGGAGGUGCUGGUGUGGCUUGUUAAGCGAGCCGAAAGUCUCUGGAGACCUACCGUACCUCAAGAAAGUUCUAAUCAGAUCUGUUUGAUUUCGACGGAAGAAUCACCAGAACCAGACUUAUUGAAUACCAUUAAUUUCUUUCUUUAUUAUCUCCUGGAGUUUGGUAGAAGGUUUACAGAAAAUGAGUUGAUUACCCGUCGGCUACUGUUUUGGUGCUGCAGUGUAUUUUCGCACAUAUCUCCGUCAAUUGGACGCUGUCGUCCAGCUAAGUCUCGCUGCGAACUACGGAUAAUCCUUGACGAAUAUUUGGCCGCAUGCGCCUGUCCAUUACAUCGGUCAAUUUUAGUCUCACUCAGCAGCCUCAUAUGCUGCCUCGUCUUGAAAUCCCCGUCAGCUGCUGUUUGGAAUAUUAUCCCAUUCGAAACGGAUCACGCCUAUCUCAACGGGUCACCACUCGAAUUCAUUCCUUACUCUCUUUCGUUGCUACCUACUUCUGCUUGUGUGCGGAGCUGCCUCCUUGAUGUUGAGGAAACCAUCAUCGAACGCGGUAAACUAGCUGAGUCAGGCUGGAAUUCUCAUGCCGCAUCCACUUUCAAUGGCGACGAAAUGAACUGUCUCGUCAACGUACUAGACAUCUUGGACCGUCAGGAUUACCACACAGUGCGUGAACAUAAUCCAGUGGAAUCCUUGUUCGACCGGAUUUUCAACGAUGAUUCAAUCAACAUUGAUACUGGGGCUAUUGUCCUUACGCUGUGCGAAUGGGCCGUUUCGACACACCGCGUGGGUUUAUAUCGUUCAAUCGUUGUGGCCUGCUUAUUGGAACAGCUGAGUAAUUCCUUCCAGUCCAAUCCUGUGCCGAUAAAGCUAUUUCAGGAUACGCUAGUCACCUUUCUGGAUAGCUUCGCUCCAAAUCUACCUCAGUUUACAAGCGAUCAAGCCCCUAUAGACAACGAAGCCAUGCGAAAUCUUGUAUGUCUUUUCUCCGAGUUGAUUGAUCGCGAGGUUUUCGAUCACGAUUGCUACGUCCGGUGCAUGAUCGCCCGAGGGAUAUUCAAUGCGAGCCUCCACCCCUUAUCCAUAGAGAACCCUACAUCAAAUAGCCACGUGGAAGCACCUGUUACCUCGUUGGGACGCCUUACGCCUACACUUUGUACACGUCCGACUACUGUGUCCAACUCCGCUUCAUUCACCAACGCGCCUAGCAAUUCGACCUUUCAGUUCUCUGUUGCAUCGGAAUUGUCAGAAGACAAUGAUCGUUGUAGCAUGGAUAAUCCCGACUCAGUACGCUCUGAGCUCGGCUGCACCCAGACGACAUCAAAUCUGAUAUCUAACAUGCAAAUUCCCUCCUCAACCGUGACUUCAACGAGUACCCGUUCCUCUCAUUUCCAUUAUCUGGCUCAGUUUCCUCUGCCUCAGGAUGAAGGCUACAUGCAUGAAGGUAACCAGCGUUAUCAACUUCUUUACGGUUCACUGCGUGCACGUGACAGGGCCAGGUGUCGUGUUAGACAAUUGGCUCGGGAUGUUGGAAAGUUAUUCACACGAAAAGUUUACUUGAUUGAUGUAGUACAUGGCGAAUUGUACAGGCGGCGCAAAGCAAAGGAACGUGAUCGCGAGAAGGAUACAUCCAGUGCAACAAACAUUCAACAUCUCGGUGGACACCGGCCCAGCGAAGACUCCCAUUCCAUAGACAAGCUUCAUGAAGAGAUUACGUCUAGAUUUAUCAACCUUUCUUAUCACGAUAUGGAAUGCGUUGUGUCCCAGUGCAUGCCUGUAUAUAACAAGAUGCUAUGUGGCUCUAACGGUGUGAACCCUACCAGUCUAUCUGGUGAUGACACUUCGCACUCCUGCUCCACCUCCGGCCCUAGCAACUUUCAACCUCAAGGUGGUUCUAUGGCGAACCCCCCAUCCACUGCUACUUUAUCUAGCCUCGCCCCACCCAUGACAACACCAUUACAUAUUUACAUGCCAGUCCCAAGUUCAAUCUUUCUGUUUUUUGAGCUCAUUGAAACUUCUCUAAAUAUCACUUGCCUACUCUCAACUAUCGUCGACACACUAGAACGCUUACAGACUUUGUUUGAACCUCGCACUCACUUCAUGACCCUGUAUAUGUCUUUCCUUUGUCUUCGUUCCAUUGGUAUUCUUCAGCGCUACCAGCCCAUCCUUUUCACCAUGAAUGAACUUUCCAGCCGCUUAUUCCCCACUCUCAUCGCUCAAGUUCGCCAGGUGAAGGAACCCACUCAAUGUGGCCCAUUCGAAAGGUGCAUCUUGGCCUAUUUGAACGACUUGUUCACUUCCAACUUUGUCAUUAAGUCUCGGUUCACUCCGAUUUAUGGCAAAGCCCAUCCGAAAGUUUCCGCUUUAUUUCGCUCUGUGGAGUCAUGUGAAGGUGUGGCCAGUUUCGACAGUGAGUAUGCAACAGACCUACUUGGAGCGACGGCGUCUGAUAACCUAGUUCUUUUCAGAUGUUAUUUGGAGGACUUAAGAAAUAACCCUAACUCUCGUUUCAGUUUCGUCUGUAAAUCAAUAGUUACCGUCUGUAGGGCAACAACGAGCGAACGAGUGAAUUAUCUCUGUGGCCUAUGUGCUGAACUGACAUCACAGUGCAGUGAACUGACUCCAGAAUGGCUUGGUUCCUUCUACGCCGUUCUCGCGCCCAGACCUUAUCUUCAUGGGUACAGUCAUAUUGUGCAGGAGCUGGAACCGAGUGAUUUAAAUAUUUACGAUGCCCUCAGUUCUCUCAUUGCUACGCUUUUGUCUCGACACUGCUUUACCAUUUGGGAUUUCUUGCGUCGCGUAAUCUGUCCCGCAAUGGCUCAGGGUCUUGGACAGCCCGUCGGCCCCCAACUACAACCCAGCAUUCGUUUGGCCUGUCACAUUCUUCAUAGACUCUUUACCGCUGAAUCUACAGUGAGCUCCCUGCAAGGCUCCUCUAAUGUGCUCACCCCUAAUCACGAACCCUUGGCUUCUUCAAAUGUUAGUACCGACCCAUGCACUGUUGCACCACCGUUUAGGAUCUCCGAACCUCUUUUGCUCACCGGUGCAUUGCAAAAAGUGACUCCGGAACUUCUUGUCGACGUGUUAAAGAUGCUGAUAGUUCACAGUGACAAGACUUCAGAAGGCCUUAUCCAUCAGAACACCGCAGGCAAUAUAUCGGCCGAAGAGCUGGACAGCGAUGACCUUACUGGCGAUGAUGAAGAGGAAGAUGCAGAUCGAGGCGAAUUGACUGAUGUGGAUUCGGAUUGCGAAAAUCUCCCCUCCGAUUGUGUGUCCGAGUCUACCCACCGCAAAAUAUCCAGCAAUUUCGGUCGAGUCGGUUCAAACGCAUGCAAACGAAAGCGCCGGCGCGUGGAUGGUCGACGAACCCACAACUUGGAGCAGCCUGUCGAUCCCGUCGUUCAGCGGUUUUUGGCUACCGGAGUUUUACCCACCGUAUGGGAAUUACGAAGCCUUCCAUUGAAUGUGUUGAUUCAACUUGUUCUUCGCGAAAUUUGCACUGUCCCGUGGGUUCGUGAAAGGUUUUACCGCAUACCUCCCGAAAGACUCAUUCGAGAGAACGUCCUGAUCGAUAAGAAUUUCUCUCCACACCAGGCCCGUCAUUUGCUGCAUAUCAUCUUUUUCCCCUUUGACACUUCAUGGACUGACACAUCGCAACUCGCAAGCGCAAUGUGUCAAAUUCUCAGCCAUUUAGACCUCUGGACACUUAGGUGUUCGCAGAUGAAAUUUCAGCUUCUAUAUGCACAGAUUACUUUUCCACAACAAUCCGAUGUUCUUGGAUGCGUUGGUCAAUCGAUCGUUCGCGGAUUUCAGACUCAGGCUGUUACUUGGUUGAGCGGUAACGCUUCCGGUUUUUCGGCUGAUGGCUGCACUGGGCUCAUAGGUGGAUUGCCUCAUUACGAAAUAGAUGAAAACGAUCCGGUUUGGCUGCUGCCCUCAUUGGUUGCUGAGCUUCCGAAAUCUGUCAAGGUACAAAUUGUUAAAGCCACUUUGGAGACCCUCAAAGGUAUCCGACAUUUUUGGAAACACAAAAACGAUGAGGAUAAGGAGAGUGUACUACUUCAAAACUCUGUCAUAUUGGCGCAUCCGGCCUUCUUCUCACUCCUUCGGAUUUGCGUGGCUGAAGCUGAUCCUCUGGAUUCUUUGUACGAACAAAUUGAUUACUUUGUCGAAAACGCCCGCGAGACAGAGGACCGAGUUCCAGACAACUUGCGUACUCGUCAGGUAGGACAAGAAUGUUUGAGACUCCGGUUAGCCCUCGUCGGGCAACGUUUUCGAGCAUUGCAGACAGAUUUAGAAGCCUCUUUACGCUGGGCGCUUCUGCUAACCCAGUUGAUAAGCCACGGAGUCACUGAACCAGAAUCCAGUGGCACAUUGUUCACUACAGUGUAUGAUAUGCUUCAGGUUCUGGUUCAUACGUUAGCAGCUAAGUCGGAUCUCGAGGGAAAGCAUUACCAGAAUUUUGUGAAACGAGUUCGUCGUGAAUUAUCUGAGAGACCUCCAAGCCAUGGGAUUGAGCAGAUUAAGCCAUUGUUGCCCCCAUUGAAGAUAGCUUACACCGUGAUCGUAACGGGACGGACAUCACACCAGACGAGUAUUGCUGCCGCAGGCGCUGCUUCUGUGACCAGUGGAGUGGGCGCCGGCUCAACCAAAUCCGGUGGACCCGGGAAAGCGAGUAAUUCCAAGGGUCCUGGUAAAUCUGGAAAUGGUCAUCCAGGAUCCAGAGGUGGUUCUCACUCUAGUGGACCUCGUGGUCACGCGAAAAAGCGUGGAUUAACUGUUAUCGCCAAAGAACGUCUAGCGCCCUGGGAUGCCACAGAUCCUGCCAAACAAUCGGUGCUCCUGUCGAUGCACGGAGCGACCUACAUCGAAGCAGUUCCUUCACGAGUGGAAGAGCAAGCUAAUCGUUUAAUUAGACACGAUCAUUUUGUUUUGUUCCGUCGUUCACCAGAUUUUUACUUGACUCCGGUGUAUAUGGAGAGGGGUGAAAUUGCCGGUGGUAAAUCGCAAGCGCUGGACUCUUCUGUCACGCAAGCAACCAUGAUUGAUUCAAACGUGUCCAGCAAGGGCUCAGUUGUUUCUGCUUCUUGCGCACGUACUACUUCCGGUAAUCCAGCGGUUUUCAAUCUUCCCACGAGCAAUAUCAUGUAUACAACGGGCACUAGCUCAUCAAAUCCACUCAACUCUCGUAUCUACUCUGAUGGCUUGUGUAGACCUGAUAAAGCAACAAGUGAUUCAUUGGCGUACGAGGACCAACAGACAAACUUGCCCAUCGGUCAGGAGUUCGCUACAUCUGAUAACCUACGAGACGCUGAUGAUUCCCAUCCAAGCUCGUUCGAUCUCAGACAAACGCAGUCGUGCUAUCCCCCAGCUCUGUCGUCGUCUUCUACCACCUCCCAGUUAGGAAGAACUCAGAUCCCUGUCGUUCAAAGACAUCUCCAAGGUUCCCAGCAUUCAGCAUCUUCUUUUCAACAAGAUGGUGGGUACAACGGUGGUCCCCUACCUUCUUUGGAUCAUUCUCGCAGAAGACGGCCUGCUAACUUUGUCGAUCGAACAUACGACGGUAAUAUAGGAGCCGCGCUUCCACCGUUGCAAGCUGUGAAGGCAACACGCUUCACAAACAAGUAUCCAAGUGAUCACUUGAUCACAUCAGUGACAAAUUCCGACUUAGCAGGAUCAGGAGCAGCCCCAGCAACCAAGCGAAAACGAGGACCCAGCCGCCGUGGUUCUGCCCCAACUGAUCGUGGAAUGUCGGUAGCAGUUAGCCAACGAGUCAACGCCGCUACUGUUAUGACUCAAGACUCCUCUCUUCGCACCGAUAGUUCUUGUUCUCUCAAUUCAAAGGCACCUCCAGGCCAAAUGGUCGAUUAUCAGGCUUCUUCACUGCAACAUUCAGGCUCGGACUACACUCUUGACUCUUCCUCGCGCAGUGAUAGAGGUGGUGGGACCGUAUGGCACAAUAAGGUACCUUCCUAUGACAAGGGUAGCACAGACCCACACUAUGGUCGCAUCUCUACACCUAUGACGAGCGUCCGUGGUUUUAUUCGUAGUCGUGCUCAACAACAACAAAGGGCGUCUACGUCUGUUGUUCAACAGCGACAACAGGUUCACUCUUCGUAUUCCAAUGUUGUUGGUAACCAGACCGUUUUCCGUUCAUGCGAACCCCACGCUACCCAUGCUUUUGACACGGGAUACGAAACACUCAGCAACCAGCACUCUGAUGGUGGGUUAACAAUUGCAUAUCCAUCCUCAGUACGCAAUGCAAAUACUUAUGCAGUCGUCGGGGAUGCUCAAUCUAGGGGUCUCGGUUCACAUCUCGCGGAUUCAUUGCCGCACAGUAAUAGGCAACUAAGUACGGGACCGGGAGUUCAGCGUUAUGUGCCCCAACUGUCUUUGCAAAGGAAUCCUGCGGGAAUGCAUCCGUGUACCUCAUCACACCAAACUAAGCAACAGGUCGUUCCUAAUCCUCCUCCAUACCCGAUUGCUCAGCACCCCAAUGACCCUAUCGCUGGUCACGCGCACCAGCAGCAUACCUUCCAGCUUGACUCCAACGAGGGUUUUGUUUCCACUGGGGAUAACACAAGAGAGGAGUUGUUCACUCGAAUAGGCGGAUCUACGGCCUCAUCCACCCUUCCGGUUUCUCGUCCUGUGCACCACCAUCCCUCUCAUCAAAAUCUACCGCAGCAGAAUGUUCAGCCGAUUCCUCAUGUUCAACCACAACAGCGAUUAGCCCCUGACCAUAUGCCGGUGCAGCUGAUGCACCAACAACCAACUCCCACUGCUUACCAGGGAAUGCCAACUUCUGACCAUCAUCCGCAUGUGCCACCGAAUCCCCAGACUGCUACUCAGCUACCGCAGUUCUCACGGCUUCACCAAUACUGGAGCUGAUACACCGAUUCGGAAUACAAUGUCUUCUAGUCAACAGUUUGCUUUUCAUCACCAUGUUUAUUUGCGCGUUUCUGUGCAUCUAUUAUUGACGAGUAGCAAAGAUGUAUAUGUGUACCAUUUCCCUUUUCUUUAGAACCCCUUUUGACACAUUCAGAUGAUCCUUGGGCUCGCCAGCAACUUGUAUCUUCUUUCUUCGCCAAAUGAGUAACGGGUAUACUUGGUACCGCCCUGCUGUGCCUUUUUGACAUUUCAUUUCUAUUACCACCUGACCGCUGACUUUUCAAUUGGAUGAGAUACUUUUUGCACGCUAUAUAUA